This is a messenger RNA of Bactrocera oleae (olive fruit fly), 639 nucleotides long. Lineage: Eukaryota; Metazoa; Arthropoda; Insecta; Diptera; Tephritidae. The record is from RefSeq and is a predicted model, not a curated record.
GCGAUGCAACUGGAGGCAUCAGUCGCGACGACUUCAUCGACAACGUUGCUUCUGGCAUAUUGGGUAAACUGCCUGUUGCCUUCGAGGUGUGGCGUGUGAAGAAGCAAGUCCAAAUGAAUAUCACACCGACAGGCGUGGUGCUGCUGCAAGAACUGGAACGCUUCAAUUUGCUAGUGAUACGCAUUAAGAAAACGCUCGAGUUGCUGCGCAAGAUGGCAUGUCGCAAAAAUGGUUGGCCGCUAGACAGAUCUACUCUGUAUACCUGUGUUACCAGCUAUUUGGAUCCGGAUGAUGUCGAAGAACGUCCCCCAACGGGCUGUUAUAUUCAAGGUCUCUUUCUGGAGGGUGCACGUUGGAACAUGGAAAUUAUGCAAUUGGCACGUUCACAUCCCAAAAUUUUAGUGGAAGAUUUGCCGAUCUUGUCAGUGGUACCGAUCGAGGUACAUCGCCUGAAGCUACAGAAUACAUUCCGUUCACCUGUGUAUACUACAUCGCUACGUCGUAAUGCCAUGGGUGUUGGACUCGUCUUCGAAGCUGAUUUGGCCACCACAGAGGAUAUCAGCCACUGGGUUCUUCAAGGUGUUUGUCUCACUCUUAACCGAGACUGAAGAUUUUUUAUUGUUAUUUUAUUUAUUUUAA